AUGAAACAUAGUAGUAAAAAGGUUAAAAGACUAAAUAGUGAGCCUACUAACGCGAAAGGACUGUCGAACGUCACUCCCGAUCAAAUCGCACACCAAUUACUACUAAAUGGUAAACCCCAAAAACUCAAACAAGUAGCUAAACCUAAUAAAAGAAUAAUACGAAACAAAGAAAAGGAAGGAAAUCACUUCAGCCAGCCUUUCGAGGAGGAUGAAUUGAACAUAGCUAUAGAGACAAUGAAACUUAGGAAAGCAGCUGGACUAGAUAAUAUUUUUCUCGAACAGAUCCGCAACUUUGGGCCGAAAGCCAAACGCUGGAUACUCGCUUUAUAUAACGAAAUAAGAAACCAGAAAAACAUACCGAAAAUAUGGAGGAAAACAAAAAUUAUAGCCAUAUUAAAACCAGGGAAAGAUACGGAUGACCCAAAGAACUAUCGUCCAAUAUCCCUAAUGUGCCACACGUACAAACUUUUCGAGAGAAUUCUGCUUAAUCGCCUAGUCCCCUUCGUGGACAGCACACUAAUAAAAGAACAAGCUGGUUUCCGCCCAGGAAAAUCAUGUACAGGACAGAUACUCAACCUGACCCAAACAAUUGAGAACGGUUUCGAGAACAAGAAAGUCACAGGCGUGGUGUUCAUAGAUCUAACGGCAGCAUACGACACGGUGAACCACAGACUAAUGUUAAAGAAACUAUAUGAUAUUACCCUGGAUUACGAGUUUGUAAAAGUUUCGAAGCCCUUUUAG
This is a messenger RNA of Macrosiphum euphorbiae (potato aphid), 741 nucleotides long. Lineage: Eukaryota; Metazoa; Arthropoda; Insecta; Hemiptera; Aphididae. The record is from the annotation of a GenBank genome assembly.